AUGCAACAAGUUCGGCCUGAUAUCGUAUUGACAGAUCGAUUGAAACGCCAGGCAGCGCUCAUCGAUAUCACCAUACCGCAUGACGAGAACCUCGUGAAGGCCGAGAAGGACAAGCUCAGCAAGUACCUGGACUUGGCCCACGAGGUAACCGCUUUGUGGGAUGUGGAUUCAACGUUCAUUGUCGCUAUAGUCGUUAGCGUAAACGGUCUCAUAGCGAAGAGUCUCGACCAACAUCUAAAGAGUCUCUCGCUAGAUGGUUGGGUCAAUGGGCCGAUGCAAAAGGCAGCACUCCUAGACACGGCGCGCAUUGUCAGGCGUUCGUUACAGUGUUUCGUGACGUCUGGAGUAUGCCUGAACGUCGGUGGUCACGGCGUGGCCAUCGGCUUCGCUGCCAUCUUGCUGCCUCAGCUGCGGCAACCCGGUUCUCUCAUACCCAUCGACGACUCCUCAGGAUCAUGGAUCGCUUCCAUCCUGGGCUCCGCACUGGUCGCUGGCAACUUUAUAGCACCUACUCUCAUGGCUAACUACGGCAGAAGGACUGCCAACAUGGUCAGCAUCAUACCCAUGAUAGUCGGAUGGGUGUGCGUCCUCACCGCGAAUAGCGUAGCGAGCUUACUCGUUGCCAGAUUUCUUCAAGGAGUCUCCAUUGGUAUGGGCACGACUAUAGGACCUGUUCUCAUAGGAGAAUACACCAGCCCCAUCAACAGAGGCGCCUUCUUAACUGUGAUAUCCUUAACAAUAGCAAUAGGAGUACUCAUAGUGCAUACCUUAGGUUCAUACCUGACGUGGCAGUGGACAGCGUUAGUCUGUUGUUUCAUAGCGUUCAUUAACUUGAUAAUCGUGAUAUACUCCCCAGAGUCACCCAGCUGGUUAACUGAUCAAGGAAGGUACGAAGAAAGUAAGGAAGUCUUUCGGUGGUUAAGGGGAGACAGAGAAGAGGCAGAACUUAAAGAAAUGAUUGAAGCGAGCACAAUUAUGAAUGAAUCCAAAUUUGAAGCGCAGAUUUCGCAGACGUUCAUGAAGAAAUUGACGGCUAACGUAGCUUAUUUCAAUUCUACGAUUAGGAAAAAGGAAUUUUACAAGCCUAUUUUCAUAAUGGUCCACAUCUACACGCUCGGGCAGUGGGCAGGAGCUAGCAUUAUCACUUCUUACACGAAAGACAUUUUUGAGAAUAUCGUAGGAACCGAGACUAACAUUGCAGCUAUGAUUAUCGCUUUGGACACACAAAGGAUCAUUUCGAACGCAGCAGCACUGAUCGUGAUCAAGAAGAUUAAAAGGAGGACGAUGUUGUUCGCGACCGUUGGGAUAAACAUAAUAGCGUUUCUGGUAAUCGCAGCGUAUGUUUACUGGAAGACUCGCGGCAUGUUGCCGUUCGAUCACCCGUUUAUAGGAAUCAUAUUGAUCCACAUCCACAUGUUCUCGAUAGCGACGGGGACAGUGCCGCUGCCCUUCAUCAUAGCCGGCGAGUUGUUCCCGCUGGAGUACAGGAGUCUGGCAGGAGGUAUCAGCGUGCUCUUCCUCUCUUCCAACCUCUUCAUCACAAUUAAAACCCUACCCUUAUUUUUAAGCACCAUAGGUCUUCCUGGAGCGUAUGUGCUGUAUGCAAUUGUAGUAGGAUACUGCUUAAUCGUUGCUGGGAUAUUUCUGCCAGAGACGAAAGACAGAACUCUUCAGGACAUCGAGGACGAGUUUAGAGGCAGACCAUUAUAUCCUGACGAAAUAAAAUCCGUGCAGUCGCUCACCUCUUUGAAUCUAUACAAUAUGGAUAGGAGAUGCAGUGCCCCUGUACUAUGA
Chilo suppressalis (striped riceborer) is the source of this 1794-nucleotide messenger RNA. The record is from the annotation of a GenBank genome assembly. Lineage: Eukaryota; Metazoa; Arthropoda; Insecta; Lepidoptera; Crambidae.